Messenger RNA from Oncorhynchus nerka (sockeye salmon), 4556 nucleotides. RefSeq names its product ubiquitin-conjugating enzyme E2 J1-like. The transcript is spliced from 8 exons. The coding region runs from base 2414 to 3325 and encodes 303 amino acids. Lineage: Eukaryota; Metazoa; Chordata; Actinopteri; Salmoniformes; Salmonidae. The record is from RefSeq and is a predicted model, not a curated record.
UGUGAACUAUAUUUUCAAUGACACAAAAUAUCGUUUUUACAGCUAUUUGAAGCUGGUGGACCAAAACCACUGUUUGAAGCUGGUGGAUAUUUUUUGUUAUGGAAAAUAUAUUUCCCAGCGAUUUAGAUGUUACAAUGAUUCUCUACACUAUUCAGUGCUUGUUUUCUCACAUAAACUGAAAUGAUCAGUUUAGUAACACUUUCAUUCCACUAUUAGCACCAGAAAUAUUUUAGUAAUUUCCUGAAAUUACGAUGCACCUUUUAAAGCCACAGUAGAAACCAUUCGCUUCACUAAUUUAACAAGUCAGGAUGUGAAAAUAACUUUAUCAGACAGUAAUUUUGGGGGGGAAAUAUUAUUCCCCCAUUUCUUUGGUCACACUGUUUGACCUGCAUGUCAUUCGCUCUUCGAAAGGUGCUUAUUGAUAAUUAUUAGCAUGUCAUAACUAGGGCUGUGGCGGUCACGAAACUUGGCUGUGGCGGUCACGAAACUGAUUGUCAAGCAAAUAACUGUUGGUCUCACUGUAAUUGACCGUUAAGUAACAAACACAUUUAGCAUCUCCUGGCUUCCACACAUAGCAUACAAGUCACUGAUACCUUUGGAAUGUCUACAUUUUAAAAAGUCUAAUAAAUCCAUGUAGUAUAGCCUACACCUUCACAAUAAAUCCAUUUUUUUUAGACAGGUCUAAAGAAACAUGAUAUGAAGAAAAUGUUUUUAUUUCAGAAAAAUAGAAUAGCAUUGUCAUUAUGUUAGGACCUGAUCUGGCUAUGCCAUAUUGCUGUGGGCUACACUAGUUCAUUUAGCAGACAAGAUUUGCUUCGAAUUCCAUGGCAUUAUUUAUAUAUUAUUUCAUAGUAUGAAUACAAUUAAACAGAGCUGAAUAAAAUAGAAAGGAUAUUAUCUCCAAACGAUUUGAGGGAGUGUGGUUAAAUAACUAGGUACUCCUAUAUGCUUAAUUUAGAGUUAUUAAUGUAUCUUUAGUUGUUCUACAAACAUUGGGCUAUAUGUUUAGAUUUUUAAUACAUUGUAAGGCUGCAUGAUGCGACUCUAAUGAUGAUUUGAAAAAAGUGUCUUGAAAGGCAUGAGCUCUGCUUUGUUUUCUGUGCAGACUGUACACACUUCAUCACUCUCAUUCACAAUUUGACAAGCACUUGAUAAUGCCUCGAAUUUCACAGUGGCAUCCCCUUUGUGUGGCUGUAAUGCACCCUAAAAAAAUCCAUGCCUUUUGUGGCCAGUGGCCAUGGUACCCUUGGCCCGGAGUGUUGCGUUGUGCCCUUCUCACUGAGUGCUGCGGGCUCUGAAGCACCUCUCACUCACAUGGCUCUCCAUCACGUGAUCGGGUCUUUCUCACGGGUUACAAGUGAAGACCGACACACCGGGGACGCAACUCCGUCCUUAUCCAAUUCCGAGGUGCAUAUUUAAAAUAUUGGAAGAACUGUCCACAAUUACUUUUCGUCAGCCAAUAAGAUGAGUAAUUCUAACGAACAGCAAAAGCACUAGCCUAUGUCAAUCUACUAUCCUCCAUAGUACAAAAGUUUACCUAUUAUAUUCUGUGCGAGAAACAAAUAUUCCAAACAUAGUCUGGGACAGUUGUGGGAUGCUAUAGAUCUCAAAUGAAUACAACCACUAGCAUCAAAACCACUUUUUUACGCUAUGUGGCUGACGCAACAGAUCAUAACGUUUAGCUUAAAAUGUUGAUAAACUAUUAGGCUAUUUCUUCACAUUAUAAGCGCAGCAGUGCACACACAGCAGUAGGCUAUAACGGCCAAUGUUCCAUUAGCGGGAUAACAUCAUUAUCAAAAGUGACCGGAAAUGCGAUUAUGCAUGCGAUGCUUUUAUUAUAAAGGUGCAUUUUAAUGGGAAAUUAUCUUCCCCAAACUGGAAACUCACGCACUGCUAGGCUCUACACCUCUUGUAAAGUGGAUCAAUGUGCUUAAUUUUAAGAAGUUAUUUGGACACUUUCCUGUUUUGGAGGACGCAUGGUUCUCGACCUUCGCCUCUCCCGAGUCUGUACGGGAAUUGCAGCGAUGGGACAAGACUGUAACUACCAAUUGGAUAUCAUAAAAUUGGAGAGAAAAAGUACAAAAAAACUAAAUUUAAAGAAAACAUAUAGGCCUAUGGGCUAGGCUACAUGAGGUGUGAUACUAUUAUUUGAAGAAGUUGCAAAAAAAGGCUUUGUUUCUUGCCUUAAGCUGGGCAUCAUUCACAAGUGAUAGGCUAAUAUUGUCACCCAUCAGACUAAUCUUGAUUUAAUAUUGUCUUUACAUAUACUAAAUAAUGUGUGAAAUUUGUUUUGAUUUAGAAUGGACCAUUAUCAUGCACCUGUCUCGAUACAGGGGCAACGGAAAAAAUACAUAGCGAAUGGAGGACACUUUCCCGGGGUUCAUUUUCAUGCCAGCCAGCUGUGAAGAGGCUGAUGAAGGAGGCAGCUGAACUGAGGCACCCCACAGAGCACUACCACGCUCAGCCACUGGAGGAUAAUCUGUUUGAGUGGCACUUCUCUGUCCGCGGGCCCCCGGACUCAGAUUUUGACGGUGGGGUUUACCACGGCAGGAUCGUGCUGCCCCCAGAGUAUCCCAUGAAGCCCCCCAGCAUCAUCCUACUCACACCCAAUGGAAGAUUCGAGGUGGGAAAGAAGAUCUGUCUGAGCAUCUCUGGCCAUCACCCGGAGACAUGGCAGCCAUCUUGGAGCAUCAGAACGGCACUAAUAGCUAUAAUCGGAUUCAUGCCAACCAAAGGGGAGGGUGCAAUCGGAUCCCUUGAUUAUAAUCCAGAGGAGAGGAGAGGCCUGGCCAAAAAAUCCCAGGACUUCUGCUGUGAGACGUGUGGCUGCUCCUUGCGCUCUGCCCUUCUAGGUCCCUCCCCCACUAACCCCAGUCCAGAUGACCAAGAGGACCAAGAGCUCGCCCAGCAGAUCAACUUCAAGGCAGAAGCCAGGCAGGCCAGUGAGAGCACAGGGGCAGAGAGCGAGCCCCCCACAGACCCCCGGGGAGAGACGUCCACCUCGGGGGGACAAGAGGAGGAAGAGACCCACGCUGAGCAGCAGGCUGAGGCGGCUCCAGCUGCCAGUGAGGACGAGCCAUGUCCCACAGCCCCAAGCAGCCGUUCUCUCAGCCCCCGACAGCGCCGGGCCCAGCAGCACCAGAGAGAGCCCCCCAGCAGGCCCACCUUCCCUGCCUUCCCCCACACCGCCACCCCCCACCCCCCCCAGGACGCCAGCCACACAGGCUCUGUGGUGCUCAUCAUGGUGCUCGCCCUGCUCCUGGCUGCCCUCAUCUUCCGCAGGAUCUACCUGACCAACGAGUACAAGUUUGACUACGAGCUGUGAUGAAACUGACCUGAACUUCCCCAGACCACCACACCAUGACACCCUAGCUGGCAACAAACUGACUAUCUCUUUACAUUGCCAGCCUAGAGCCCUGGAAAACCUUCUGUUCAUAGAGGGUUAGGCAUAGCCUUGGUGACUGUUUCUCCCACUAAGUAAAGAGGGCUUGCUUUACAAUGAGGGUAGCCUGCAUUCCUGUGUAGGAUGUGGUCCACCUCUAAGGUGUCUUUUAUUACUUUGAAUUGACUCUAAACUGUACCACAUUUUAAAGAUAGGUCCAAACCUUUAUAGAACACACACUUUGGGCUGUAUUCACAAAAUGUAGGAGUGCUGAUCUAGGAUCAGGUCCCCCAUGUCCAUAUAAUACAAUUCAUUAUGAUCUAAAAUAAAAAUAGAUCCGUACUCCUGAGGUGCUUUAUGAAUACGGCCUGUAUCUCUACUUUUAAUUUUGUCAGGCAACUGUUUAUCAUGGACUGCUGCUUGCUCUCAUUUAAACAAGUUAAUGCUGUAUCAUAUGACUUGUAAACAAUGAAGACUAUUACAUUGAUUUGUUUGUCUCAAAUAAUUAAUUGUGCACAGGGAAUCAAUAUGCAUAAUAAAUUGUAUACAGAUAAGAUGCUAAUUAUUUCUGCUCAAAUGUUACGCCAUUGACAUUUCCAUUGGUUAGCCAAUUCUCCGGUGGUGUCUACUUUAGCGGCAGCAGAUACAGUGCAGCCAACUAUACACAUACGUCUGUCAAUCUUAGCCUGAGUGUCAGUUUGUUUCUGCUCUCUUGACAAUUUCAUGCUGUUCAUACCUGGCGUUAUCACUGAUUGGGUCCAAAGAUAGUGAGACAGGGAUGAGGCAAUAAACCAUUGUCAACACAAGCGCUUCAGAAAGGGAGAUUAUACAAGAAAGAGGCUGUAUGACUUUAGGCCUACCUUUUUGAAGUCCUCACAAGAAAUGGAUUGGGGACUAAUGCAAAGCAAUUUAAAUAUUGUGGUUACAUUGUACUUCAAGUAAAAUAAAAUGUCCAGAGUAAGUCCUCUCUCUAAGUUGUGUUCUCAUGAUAUUUGAGCCAUGUAUAACAGCUUUGUUCAUGUGAAUACUGAAUCCAUUGCAGACAACUUAAUGUCUUAAGAUUGCAUUCACACAUCUAUCCAUCGUUUGACUGUGUUUGAAUGCUACAUAUGAACAUUGUAUCAGAAAAUAAAUGCCUUGAAUAAAAAAAUGAAUGUUCAUGUGUCACAGUUAA